Pocillopora verrucosa is the source of this 2050-nucleotide messenger RNA. Lineage: Eukaryota; Metazoa; Cnidaria; Anthozoa; Scleractinia; Pocilloporidae. The record is from RefSeq and is a predicted model, not a curated record.
UAUUGACCUUUAAAAAUCACACCGUUGUCAUCAGAGGUUAUUUGAGCAGCUUACACUGACAAGGAAACUUUAUUACGACAGACCGUGAUCGAAAAUCCUUUAGUCCGUAACAAUGUCUCAUCAAAAGACCGAAGUGGUUUCCAAGUCCAACGAAUUAACUUUUCUGAGGACAGUGGAUUUGGAAUGCUGUAUUUGGUGAGUUGAAUAUCAUUGCUGGCUGUCAUAUUUUGCCAUCGUUUUUGUUACCGCUCAUUUCCAGUGCUAUUAUACCGCCACAUUCCUUUUCAGUUAUAGCAUCGUGUCAAGGCCCGUUACCCUUGCCUGUGGGCACUCUGGCUGCAAAAAUUGCAUGGAAACUUGGGCAGAAUCGACAGCCACACCGUUGUGUCCCCAGUGUCGGGCAACGUUCCGAAAAGAAGAGCUGAGGUUAAAUGUGGCAAUGGAUAAGGCGACCCGAGAUUUGCCUGUUAAAUGUAACAGCCAAGGCUGCCAGUGGAAGGGCAACUAUAGCGAUGCCAACGAUCACCUCAGACAUUGCCCAAAAGUACGAGAGAGGUGCCCCAACGAAGGAUGCCAGCACGUGGCGGCACGGGAAGAAAUGACAGCACACGCUUGCCCAAAAGAAAGGAUCGCAUGUUCAGGAUGCCAACUGAGCGUAACCAGGGAAAGACUCCAAUUCCACCGUACAUCUUUAUGCAGAAACUCUGCAGUUCUAUGCCCCUUGAGAUGUGGAGCAUCAUUACCACGAAUGAACAUCAACCUACAUCUACACAAAUGCCCAGAGAAGGCUUCAAUGUGCCAAGUACCUGGCUGCAAAAAAAUUGUGAAAAAGAAGGACAUGAAUGUCCAUUUGAAGGAAGCAAGUACCUCGCAUUUUGCGCUCCAAUCAGGAGAAAUCAAACGACUGCGAGGAAUAAUAUACUACAAGAAAUGCAACAUAGAACCCAUAGAGCCCAAAGUGGAAAGGGUUGUCUCCUUUUGCUGGAGAAUUCCAAAUUUUGUGGAGAGCAGGAGACAACAAGCUUCAGAUGCCAUUGGAGACAAGCCCCUUACAAGUGGGCCAUUUAUAGAUGACAACUGCAGAUGGAGAGGACUGUACUCCGGACAACAAAAAUUGUUCCUGCAGCUGCUCUCAGCAUUCCAUCCAGUUACUGGGGAAAUUCAAAUUGUAAUGGCCCCUGGAAGUGACAAUGAACAAGUGCUAGACUUGGACAUAGUGUCCCUGAAGGAAGGAGAAAUGUGGGGUAGGAGGAUACCAAAUGUGGACAGUCUACUGGACGGAAAUGGCAGCCUUGAUGUUAAAUUUAUUAUUUACUACUUCAACUUGUACUAAUUUCAUGAACAGGUCAUAAAAUGUUCAAUUCAGUUAUUAUUAUUUUUAUUAACCUCUUACUUAACAGUCAUAAAUUUCUUGCUUAUUUUUUUUGUCAUGACUGCAAAUUAAGAAUAUGGUUUUUGCAGUCUAUAAAGAGGGUUGGGUCAGGCCGUUUAAAAACUAAGGUUAAAUCAACAAGCAUUGAUUAUUUUGUUAAAAGUGAACUGUUGCAGUUGUUUAAUGGCUUUUUGGUGGAUCUAUUAACACAUUCAUAACUGGAUUGAACAUUUUAAGACCUGUUAAUAAUGGAAACCUCUUUGCUCUCAACUAUCAAACCAAUUCCUGAAAAUUACUCACUUUUCACAAAAUUGGCAAAUCUGUCUUCAUCUAGCAACAUUUAAUCAAUCUGGAUUCAAAAAUACAUUUCUCUCACUGAUAAACACAGCUUGAACUGUACUUUAGCUUCUUUUAACAAUUACAGUAGCCCGCCACACUUUCUUAAUUUCGUGAAAUGUCGUCAAUCAACCAUGGUCUCUGAUAAUGCAUAUGUUCAGUAUAGUUAAUAAUAUUCUUCUUAAUAUUUGAUUGCAAGGGAUGAACAUUCAUUACUUUUCAGACUUUUUUUUUGUCAUAUUCUCCAAAAGAUUUUCAUAUUUCAUUAGAGUUCUGUUCCUUUUCCUUGUUACAAAAGACGAAUUAAAAUAGAAACACGAAAGUGUAUUGAGCUCAUAUAAU